This is a messenger RNA of Penicillium subrubescens, 651 nucleotides long. RefSeq lists its product as uncharacterized. NCBI's taxonomy places the organism in Eukaryota, Fungi, Ascomycota, Eurotiomycetes, Eurotiales, Aspergillaceae. Bases 1 to 651 code for a protein of 216 amino acids. The record is from RefSeq and is a predicted model, not a curated record. The transcript is spliced from 3 exons.
AUGGCUAUCACUGAACUUAUCUUUCCUAAGAUCAAGAAUGAUCAGGCUUCAAUCGACGAGAUUGAGCGAGACUGGCCAGAAAUCAGCAGGAGAUUGACCCAUCCAAACCCGGGAGUACUGUGUGCCUAUCGAGGAUGGGUCCUCACUGAGAAUGGACGCAAUGUGGGAGAAGAGCACAGGGAGUUUCUACUUUUUGAAUGGAACCGAGUGGAAUCUUUCCACGCCUUCGUUGUCUCAGAGCAAUUUGUAAACUUCGCCGCUUCAAUUAGGCACCUCGUGAAUGGACCACCAACGCUACAAGUUUUUGAAACAAAUUUCGGCCCUGGAGAUGCGGCAUCAGCAUCCAGCGUUGAAAUCUACCGCGUAAGCGUUCCAAAUGCUGAGAAUGCCGAAGCUGCCCUGAAGACCUGGGAGGAAAUAUCUCGGAAGGCUCAAGAGACAUAUGGAGACAAAGUUGCCAUCACUUAUGGCAAGAGUCAGAAUCUAGAGGAGGAGGUCAUUGCAGGUAUCAUUGGCUGGUCGAGACCCGAGGAUUGUGUCCCAGCUACUGGAGGGGCGGUACUCGCAGAUUCGUUCGAAUCGCUGAAGACCCUGGGAGGGCUAUCGCAUAUCACUGUAGGGAUUGAUACUAUGGAGCUUCCAACUCUGUAG